Molecule: messenger RNA, 1670 nt
Organism: Nematolebias whitei (Rio pearlfish)
Lineage: Eukaryota; Metazoa; Chordata; Actinopteri; Cyprinodontiformes; Rivulidae
Product: RNA-binding motif, single-stranded-interacting protein 2
Exons: 13
Coding region: 51-1373 (440 amino acids)
Cellular component (GO): ribonucleoprotein complex; nucleus; cytosol
Molecular function (GO): poly(A) binding; poly(U) RNA binding; mRNA 3'-UTR binding
Source: RefSeq, a predicted model, not a curated record
GCCUGACGUCAGCUGGCUCUCCGCUCCUCCGGACUCAGCGCCGCGUAAAAAUGCUGCUCUCCGUGCCGCCAAGGACAGGAAUCAGCCCUUACAGCGGCUACACCGGCAAACUCAACAACAGGAAGCAGACAUAUGUGCUGCCGUCCAACCAUCAGAUGGCUUCUCCAAGCCUGAACAGCAACACAGCAACCUUCAGCAAUGGCAGCAGCAGCAGCAGCAGUAGCAGUAGCAGCAGUGGAGGACGAGAGCAGCUCAGCAAAACCAACCUUUACAUCCGCGGCCUUCCUCCAGGAACCACAGACCAGGAUCUGGUCAAACUCUGUCAGCCGUAUGGGAAAAUUGUGUCAACCAAGGCCAUCUUGGACAAAACUACCAAUAAAUGCAAAGGCUACGGCUUUGUGGACUUUGACAGUCCAGCCUCAGCUCAGAAAGCAGUCACAGCACUGAAGGCUGGCGGAGUGCAAGCUCAGAUGGCCAAGCAACAGGAACAGGACCCCACCAACUUGUACAUCUCCAACCUGCCUCUGUCCAUGGACGAGCAGGAGCUGGAGAAUAUGCUGAAGCCCUUCAGUCCGGCUAUUUCCACUCGCAUCCUCCGAGAUGCCAAUGGGACCAGCCGAGGAGUUGGCUUCGCCAGGAUGGAGUCAACAGAGAAAUGUGAGGCUAUUAUUCAACAUUUCAAUGGAAAAUAUAUUAAGACUCCUGCUGGAGUUCCAGCACCAUCCGAACCCCUGCUGUGUAAAUUUGCUGAUGGAGGUCAGAAGAAGCGUCAGAGCCAAGGGAAACAUCUGCAGAAUGGUCGACCCUGGACAAGAGACGGGGAAUCUGCAGGCCUCACUCUCACCUAUGACCCCACCACAGCCUUACAGAACGGAUUCUUCUCUCCAUACAGCAUCACCCCAAAUCGAAUGAUGGGACCAGCUUCCCUGUCUCCAUAUAUGCCUUCGCCCAUGUCCACCUAUCAGCUACACAAUCCAUCCUGGAUCCAUCAUCAGUCGUACAUAAUGCCGCCCACAGGAGCGGUCCUCACGUCAGGGAUGGAACACACCAUGUCCAUCCAGCCAACCUCCAUGAUGGGGCCUCUGACGCAGCAACUCAGUCACCUAUCCAUGGGUAGCAGUGGGACAUACAUGCCUGCAAACACAUCCAUGCAGGGGACCUACAUGCCCCCGUACCCCCAAGUGCCUCCCGCCAACAUCUCAGUUGAGGUAAGCUCUGUUUCCUCCAAGUUUAACACGAAAAAAAAAAGGGGACAAACAAUCACUCAUAAAAUUAAUCUAGACUGUUUCUCUAAGGAAAGUGCUGUCCAACAACCCGUUGCCAUAGAGACAUCCACAGAUCACACAACCUACUCCUACCAGCAUAACAAGUGAAGAGAUCUUCCUCCGGAGCCUGGUGCGACGGUUCAUAAGUGUUGACUCUGCACGUAACGCAACAGACACCUGGUUUGGGGGUGGGGGGGUGCAAAAGACAUGAACUGCUCCACAUAAACAGGAGAUGAAAACAAGGAUAUUUUCUAUAAACUCAUGUUUUAAAGCAAGCUCUUUUUACUCCAAGCAAGAUAAGCUGGAGGACAGUAGGGAAGCGAGACAAAGAACUACCAAGGACACACACUCUCACACACACCCACACACACACACACACACACACACACACACACACACACACAC